AUGGUUGGAUCUUCUUUUUAUACUGGUCUGAAGAGUUUGCAUCCUGUGCAAAUAGUCAAAUGGAUCCAUUCCUUUCUUGUUCCUUUUAUACUCGCCCAAAUGGUUUUGAGCAUUUCCCUGGGAAGGUAUUUAAAUAAGUCACUUUCUUCUUUUGUUGCUGUGUUCCCAGGAUGCCAAGUGCACGACUUUGGAGAUUUGAAUUUCACUCAAGUUCCCAAUGAUGAACUGUACAACAACCUGAUUUUAUAUCCGCGGUCGGUGGGCUUGGCCAGCCAGAUACUGGCUGAUGCAGUGAGCAGAGCAGUAGCUGCUGGACACAGAUGUGUGACUUUAGGAGGUGAUCACAGCUUGGCACUUGGCUCUGUCAGUGGCCAUGCACGGCAGUGCCCACACCUUGGAGUGAUCUGGGUGGAUGCACACGCUGAUAUCAACACGCCUCUCACAACUCAGUCUGGAAGCCUCCACGGACAACCUCUCUCAUUUCUCCUGAGGGAGCUUCAAAAUAAAGUACCACAACUUCCUGGCUUUUCCUGGCUGAAGCCCUGCAUUUCAGCAUCUGACAUUGUGUACAUUGGUUUGAGGGAUGUGGAUCCUGCUGAGUAUUACAUUUUGAAGAACUUUGACAUCCAGUAUUUUUCCAUGAGGGAUAUCGAUCGUCUUGGAAUUCAGAAAGUUAUGGAAAGAACCUUUGAACAACUGAUGGGCAGGAGACAGAGACCAAUUCACCUGAGUUUUGACAUUGAUGCUUUUGAUCCCUCACUGGCUCCAGCAACGGGGACUCCUGUUCUAGGUGGAUUAACUUACAGAGAAGGCAUGUACAUCACAGAGGAAAUACACAACACAGGAAUGCUUUCAGCUGUAGACAUGGUUGAAGUCAAUCCACUGCUGGGAGCUUCUCAAGAGGCAGUGAAAGCAACUGCUCACCUUGCAGUCGAUGUGAUAGCAACGUGCUUUGGGCAGACAAGGGAAGGUGCACACAUUGCUUUCGAUGAACUCCCAACACCCAGCUCUCCAGAUGAAUCUGACAGUGAAGAGCAAGUGAGGAUUUAAGACCCCAAAGUGUUGGAUAUAUUGGACACUACAGAGCUCUGCUGAGGCACUUGAGUGGAUAGAUUGUCAACACUUGGCAAAUACUGUUAACUUCUCAAUUUUUAAAUAAACUAGCUUUUCCAUUGAUCAGUGGCUACUUUAUUACAUACCAAGAUUUAUUCAUUUAGUUAAGUAUAUACAAAAUGAGACAAUAAAAUAUUUAUUACCUUCUUAUUAAUCUUA
Molecule: messenger RNA, 1272 nt
Organism: Cyanistes caeruleus (blue tit)
Lineage: Eukaryota; Metazoa; Chordata; Aves; Passeriformes; Paridae
Source: RefSeq, a predicted model, not a curated record